UUCCAGAUAAAGAAUUAAAGAGUGUUGGGUGGGGUUAGACGAAGGAAGCAUAAUUCCAGCUGCCGCUGCUGCUGCGGGAUUCCAGAGAAUCAGUCCCCUGGAAAUUUAAAAAGGGGAUCUUAGGGUUUCUGAGGAAAAAAAAUUCUUGGGGGAGAAGCAAUUGUUGCAGAAGCAAACCUGGGUAGCGACAGCUCUGGGCUUCGGUGGUGUUUGUGUUGCGCGGAUUGGCUGCUGCGCUACUGGCGCAGCUCUCCUAGUACUAUGGAUCACAUGGACAUCGAUUCGCCUCCCGAAUCCAGCCCCCUCAAGCCCCGUGAUCGAAUCCUACGGAGGCUUGCUCUACUUGGAGUACCCGAGGACAAACUUGAUCAGCUCCAACAUGGUUUAGUUGCAUUUGUCAAGGAUGACAAAUCCCGCAUUCCAGAGCUGGUUUCUGCUAUAUUGCUUAUGGAUGAGGAAGGGGUGGAGGCACUCUGGGAAGCCAAGCCAAGUUCUAAAAAAUCCAAUGCUAGCUUGAAAAGACGAUUCCGGGAGAGCAUGCUGUGGUUACAAUGGUUGAUGUUUGAGGGUGAACCAUCCACUGCCCUAAAGAGCCUCUCCAAAAUGAGUCUUGGCCAGCGUGGUGUUUGUGGCGCUGUUUGGGGAAAUAAUGAUGUAGCAUAUAGGUGUCGGACUUGUGAACAUGACCCGACAUGUGCGAUUUGUGUUCCUUGUUUUCAGAAUGGGAACCACAAGGACCAUGAUUUUUCUAUUAUUUAUACAGGUGGUGGCUGCUGUGAUUGUGGGGAUGUCACAGCAUGGAAACGUGAGGGCUUCUGCUCAAAGCAUAAAGGUGCGGAACAAAUACAACCCCUUCCCGAGGAGUUUACAAACUCUGUAGGGCCUGUCCUUAAUGCUCUCUUCGUUUGUUGGAAAAGCAAGUUAUUACUUGCAGAAACUAGUUCUCCAGAAAGUCCUAGAACUGUUGAUCGUAUUGCUGAAAGGAUGAAGGUUGCGAAUGAACUAACAUCUGCAGUGGUUGAGAUGCUUUUAGAGUUUUGCAAGUACAGUGAGAGUUUGCUCAGUUUUGUUUCUAGGAUUGUCUUUUCUUCUGUUGGUUUAUUGGAGAUUCUGGUGAGGACAGAGAGGUUUUUGAAAGAGGAAGUUGUGAAGAAACUAUAUGACUUGCUUUUGAAACUACUUGGGGAACCUCUCUUCAAGUAUGAGUUUGGGAAAGUAUUUUUGAGCUACUAUCCAAUUGCUGUAAAUGAAGCCAUAAAAGAGGGUGUUGAUAAUGCUCUCAAGAAUCAUGCGCUACUAUCUACAUUCUCUGUGCAAAUCUUCACUGUGCCAACUUUAACACCACGUCUUGUGAAGGAAAUGAACCUACUUGCCAUGUUAUUAGGUUGUUUGGGAGACAUUUUUGUUUCAUGUGCUGGUGAAGAUGGCCGUUUGCAGGCUGCCAGGUGGGGAGCCUUGUAUGAGACCACUCUUCGUGUGCUUGAAGAUAUUCGCUUUGUUAUGAGUCAUGCUGUUGUGGCUAAAUAUGUAAUCCAUGACCAGAAAGAUAUAUCUAGAAGUUGGGUUAGACUUUUGGCUUUUGUGCAAGGGAUGAACCCGCAAAAGAGAGAAACAGGCAUCCAUAUAGAAGACGAUAAUGAGAAUAUGCUUUUGCCUUUUGCUUUGUGUCACUCUAUCGGUAAUAUUCAUUCUCUCCUGGUGGAUGGGGCAUUUUCAGUUGCUAGUAGUGAAGAGACAGAUGGUGAAAUACUUUCUAGCACAUAUGAGCAAGAUAAGCUAGAUAUGGUUGACACAGAUGUUUUACGGCAUGCCAAAGUAGGACGGUUAUCCCAGGAAAGCUCUGCAUGUAGCGCGACACCAAAGAGUAGUGCUCGCCCUUGUGCAUCAAAGUUUGGUGAAGCUAAACAUGAUACUGUUUCUCAUCUCUUCAUUCCACCAUCUGUCAAGUGGUUAAUGCACGAGUGUCUGAAGGCUAUUGAGAACUGGUUGGAAGUUGAUAAUACCACUGGGGCUGCUCUUAAUAAAUUAACUCCAAAUACUAGCAGUAACUCUGGUAGCAAUUUUGCAGCAAUAAAGGAGACAUUAUCCAAGAUUAGAAAAGGCAAAUAUAUUUUUGGCAGACUUGCGAGUUCAAGUGAAGAUCAUGGUUUGCGGCGCUAUUCAGAUGUACAUAGUGGUCUUGGUGUGAAUUUUGAAUUGGAGAAUAGGAAAAGUAAGGACAACAAACCAAUGAUCAGUUAUGAUGCCGAUGCUGUUAAUGCCAGCAGCUCUGCGUGGUUUAAUGACAUUCUGAUGGAGGGUGAUACAAUGGAUAUAGAUGCACUACAUAUUUUGAAUUUGUCUGAUUGGCCAAACAUAGUUUACAAUGUUAGUUCACAGGACAUAUCUGUCCACAUUCCAUUGCAUCGGUUACUUUCACUUCUUUUGCAUAAAGCAUUGAGAAGAUGUUUUGGUGAAUCUGCACUGCCAAAUAUGACUAGUGGCAGUUCUGUUAACUCGUUAUCAACAAGCUGCACUGAUUUCUUUGCUCAUGUUCUUGGGGGCUGCCAUCCAUUUGGUUUUUCUGCCUUUGUUAUGGAGCAUCCUUUACGAGUGAGGGUAUUUUGUGCUGAGGUUCAUGCUGGAAUGUGGAGGAAGCAUGGCGAUGCUGCCCUAUAUUCCUGUGAAUGGUAUCGUUCAGUUCGGUGGUCUGAACAGAGUCUAGAGCUUGAUCUAUUUCUGCUGCAGUGCUGUGCUGCACUGGCUCCACCUGAUCUGUUCGUCAGUAGAAUUCUAGAACGCUUUGGGCUGUCAAACUACCUUUCUUUGAAUCUUGAUGGGUCCAAUGAGUUUGAACCAGUUCUGUUACAGGAAAUGCUCACUAUCAUUAUUCAGAUAGUCAAAGAAAGGCGGUUUUCUGGGAUAACUACAGCUGAAAGUUUGAAAAGAGAGUUGAUUUGUAAGUUAGCCAUUGGAGACGCCACUCGUAGUCAUUUGGUGAAAUCUCUUCCUCGUGACCUCUCAAAGUCUGACCAGCUUCAGGAAAUAUUGGAUACUGUUGCUUCAUAUUCCAGACCAUCUGGCUUUAAUCAGGGUAUGUAUUCACUCCGAUGGAGAUAUUGGAAAGAAUUGGAUUUGUACCACCCUCGUUGGAAUUCAAGGGAUUUGCAGAGUGCUGAAGAGAGAUACUUGCGCUUCUGUAGGGUCUCUGUAUGGACCAAUCAGCUGCCCAUGUGGACUAAGAUUUUUUCUCCACUCAAAGAGGUAGCUAGAGUAGCGACUUGUAAGGUGGUCCUUCGAAUUAUCCGUGCAGUGCUGUUUUAUGCUGUUUUCACUGAUAAAGGGACUGAAUCACGUGCUCCUGAUGGUGUUGUUCUUACUGCAUUGCACUUACUCUCGUUAGCAUUAGACAUCUGUUGUCAGCAGAGAGAAUCUUGUGAUCAGCCAUGUUCUGAAGGAUAUGUAUUCCCAAUCCUAGCUGAUUCUAGUGAAGAAAUUUGGGAGGGAUUAAACUAUGGUGCUGGUGGACAAAGUUUGUUGUCACUUCUUGUUGUUUUGAUGAGGAUGGAGAAGAAAGAAAACACAGACAUCUUUUUGGAUGCAGGAGGUUGCAACCUUUCUUCCCUGAUUGAAAGUAUAUUGAAGAAGUUUGCUGAGAUUGAUUCUGGAUGCAUGGCCAAAUUGGAACAACUUGCACCUGAAGUUGUCAGUUGUCUAUCACAACCCAAUCCUAGUAGUGAUACGAAUCUCUUCAGAUCAGAUUCUGAUAGUGAGAAACGCAAGGCAAAAGCUCGAGAGAGGCAAGCUGCCAUCUUGGAGAAAAUGAGAGUUGAGCAAUCUAAGUUUUUGGCAAGCAUUGAUCCUGCUGUGGAUGAAGGUUCAAAUUCUGGACGAGAUGUGAAUAGAUCUGAUGUUGGAAAUGAUUCAGAAGAGUCUGCACAAGUUGUUUGCUCUCUAUGCCAUGAUCCCAACUCGAAAAACCCAAUAUCAUUCCUGAUUCAUCUCCAGAAAUCGAGACUUGUGAGAUUUGUCGACAGAGGUCCCCCAUCAUGGGAACAAUUUUGUCGUUUAGAGAAGGAGAAUGUUUCUACAGCCACUGGCAAGGUGACUGAUCAAUCUGAAACAAGCACAUCGUCUGGUGGUCCAGGGUUGAUUUCAUCUUCUCUUUCAGCACAGUUGGUACAGAAUGCAGUAAACGAGUUUUGUGGGCAACCUGAGGAAGUCAAUGCUUUUCUAGGAUUUUUCAAGGCUCAGUUCCCUGCAUUGAGGGAUAUUCAAGUGCCACACAUAUCCAAGGAUGGGAGCGAGAGAAGUGCAUGUUCGAUUGAGACAUUGGAACAAGAUAUGUACUUCUCCAUACUUAGGGAAGUGCAUGAUAAUUUGUUGCAUUCCGAUUUUUCAAAGGAAGAUACUAAAAUUCUUACUGUUAAAGGGGGUUUUGAAAAAAGCAGAGACACAGAAUCUGUCUUGCUUGGAAAGUACAUAGUUGCUCUUUGGAGGGAGAAGAAAGAAAGUCCUUCAGGAUCUCAAGAUUCUCAUAAUGAUGAGGCUUCUGUAGAAUCUACUUCAAAGUGUCCGUCAUACGAUGGAUUUGGCCCUUCAGAUUGUGAUGGAGUUCAUAUUUCUUCCUGUGGGCACGCCGUGCAUCAGGGAUGUCUUGAUCGCUAUUUAUCUUCAUUGAAAGAGAGAUCUGUCAGAAGAAUUGUUUUCGAAGGAGGGCAUAUUGUGGAUCCAUCUCAGGGAGAGUUUCUCUGCCCCGUAUGUCGUCGACUUGUCAACUCUGUCUUGCCUGCUUUGCCCGGGGUUUGCAAGGAAGUCUGGAAGCAGUCUGUAAGUUCAACCUUGAGUUCUUCUCUAGGUACUGGGUCUUCAGCAAUAUCAUCUGAAGAAAUUAGUUCACUCCGCAUUCAGCAAGCCUUGCUUCUCUUGAGAUCUGCAGCCAACGUGGUUGGGAAGGGUGAAACUCUUAAAGCUUUUCCCCUGCAGAAAAAUGGAAGAAUGAGGCAAAAUCUUGAUCCAGUUUGUCAAGUGCUCUUUAAAAUGUAUUACCCAAACAAACAGGAUAAGUUAUCAAGGUCUGCAAGGGUAAGCCACUCAAUGCUUAUGUGGGACACUCUUAAGUACUCCCUCAUCUCAAUGGAAAUUGCCGCUCGUUGUGGAAGGACUCAUAUCACUCCAAAUUAUGGCCUCAAUUCCAUGUAUGAGGAACUCAAAUCUUCUAGUGGAUUUAUAAUGUGGUUGCUGCUAAAAGUUGUCCAAAACUCGCAAACUAAGAAUGGUGUUCAUGUGCUUCAGAGAUAUAGAGGUACUCAGCUUUUUGCAUCGUCUAUUUGCUCUGGUAUAUCUUUAGAUUAUGCCAGUGGCACGUCCGGACAAGGUAAUAUGUUGCGCAUCUUAAAACAUGUUGAGAAGGAAGAAUCAUGUCCUGAUGCUCAAUUUUGGAAUCGAGCUUCUAAUCCUGUCCUUUCUCGUGACCCAUUUUCAUCAUUGAUGUGGGUUCUGUUUUGUCUACCAUUCCCAUUUCUUUCUUGCAAAGAAUCAUUGUUGUCCCUUGUGCAUGUCUUCUAUGCUGUCUCUAUAGCACAGGCUAUAAUUAUCUAUUGCGGGUUGCAUCAAUGCAAGACAAGUGAACUAGGAUUUAACGAUUGCCUGAUUUCUGACAUCUCAAAAGUUUUGGCAGAAUCUGGAUGUGCCCAGAAAUUUUUUGCUUCAAACUAUAUUGGUUCAUCUAGUAAUAUAAGAGAUACAAUUCGGAGCAUGAGUUUCCCUUAUUUGCGGAGGUGUGCACUGCUGUGGAAACUGCUAUACACUUCUUCCCCUGCACCAUUCUGUGAUAGGAAUAAUGUGCUUGGUAGAUCAUCUUUUGCCAUCAAUGAUAUGAUGGAUGAUGGUUCUCUGGUCGAGCUCAAUGAAGUUCAAAAGCUGGAGAACAUGUUUAAGAUUCCAUCACUGGAUGUUGUUUUGAAGGAAGAAGUUCUGCGUUCUCUAGUUUUAAAAUGGUUUUAUCAUUUUCACAAGGAAUUUGAACGUUGUAGUUUUGGAGGUGUUAUGCACAUUACACCUGCAGUUCCAUUUAAGUUAAUGCAUCUUCCCCAUGUUUAUCAGGAUCUCUUGCAGAGGUUGAUAAAACAGUGUUGCCCUGACUGCAAAUCUAUCCUUGUUGAUCCUGCAUUAUGCCUCCUGUGUGGUAGAUUAUGCUCUCCCAGCUGGAAGCCAUGCUGCAGCCAAAGCGGAUGCCAAGCUCAUGCAAUGGCCUGUGGUGCUGGUACUGGAGUGUUCCUAUUGAUCAGGAGAACAACAAUCCUGUUACAGAGAUGCGCACGACAGGCUCCUUGGCCGUCACCUUAUUUGGAUGCUUUUGGUGAAGAGGACAUUGAAAUGCAUAGAGGGAAACCAUUGUACCUGAAUGAGGAACGCUAUGCUGCUCUAAAUUACAUGGUUGCAUCCCAUGGCCUUGAUCAGAGUUCGAAGGUUCUUCGCCAAACUACUAUUAGUUCUCUGUUCAUGGUUUAGAUUUGAUUUCAUGGUUAUGGUUCUUGAUAAGGGGAUGGAAAAUGGUCCUGCAUACUCUGUAUAUACCUGAUAGCGGCAAUUUAUUAAGGAUCUUGGCCUUCAGCAUGGUAUCCUGUGGUUGUAUAUACUGCUCAUUCAGAUAAUACCAUAAUUUUCUUUCCACAAGCUCAAUAUUUGACGCGGACGGUGGAUUUGGCUGCUGCUCAUGGUUGUACAGUUUGCACAUAAUGUUUUUCCUUGUUAAGAACUCUAGCUUUUACGCGUUUUCCCCACUUUUCGUCCGUUGUGUCAUGUGUUUCCGUCAGGUGGAAUGGUGGGGCUGCUGCCGCUCCAAGGAUUCUAUGAAAACUUAUAUGCUUCAUCCCUGUUCUUUUUCCUUAUAUUCAUAUAUAUAGAUCUAUAUAUGUUUCUGUUUCUGCUUUUACUUCUUUGUUAUUUUUUUAGGGGAGAUUUUUAGGGGAGAGAAGGGGGCUGGUGUUGGAAAAGGGGUGUGGUUGAAUCAAUCACACCAACCACUUGUGUAAGUAGUUGUAGUUCCUUUUGUAGAUGAGCAUCUUGUACAUAAAUGAUCAUCCGUCGCUGGACUCUUAAAUUUCCUCUUUUCUUUU
Juglans microcarpa x Juglans regia is the source of this 7100-nucleotide messenger RNA. Its product is annotated as E3 ubiquitin-protein ligase PRT6. Lineage: Eukaryota; Viridiplantae; Streptophyta; Magnoliopsida; Fagales; Juglandaceae. Gene Ontology annotation, biological process: ubiquitin-dependent protein catabolic process via the N-end rule pathway; protein ubiquitination. The transcript has 19 exons. The record is from RefSeq and is a predicted model, not a curated record. Bases 262 to 6492 code for a protein of 2076 amino acids. Gene Ontology annotation, cellular component: cytoplasm; ubiquitin ligase complex. Gene Ontology annotation, molecular function: zinc ion binding; ubiquitin protein ligase activity.